Messenger RNA from Salarias fasciatus (jewelled blenny), 2942 nucleotides. Its product is annotated as CLOCK-interacting pacemaker-like. Gene Ontology annotation, cellular component: nucleus. The coding region runs from base 731 to 2659 and encodes 642 amino acids. NCBI's taxonomy places the organism in Eukaryota, Metazoa, Chordata, Actinopteri, Blenniiformes, Blenniidae. Gene Ontology annotation, biological process: negative regulation of DNA-templated transcription; negative regulation of circadian rhythm. The transcript is spliced from 5 exons. The record is from RefSeq and is a predicted model, not a curated record.
CGUCAGACAACCGGGCUUCAAUAGGCUUUCACUAUUUGCAGUUUCAGGGUUUCCCCCAGAAAACUUGCUCAGCCUGGUGGUUGGACUGCUGGAGAAGCCCACUGUGUUUAUGUAAAAAAAAAAAAAGUUAAAAGUUGACAGAAAUUUUGAAAUUAUGACUAUUUUGUGUUAUUGUCAGGAUUUUUACUUACUUUACUUAAAUGCAGAGUCUUACUUUCCAUAUUGCCAGUUGCUACGGUAACACUUGUUGCUGCCAUUAUGUUCUUUAAGUAUUUGUUGUUUCUAUGGAGUUCACAGCAGUGCAGAAGUCCAGCAGUACCUCCUUCAGUCCAGCAGAGGGCGCAGUGUUGCUGUUAGAUGUACAGUGCAGUGUGAAGCAGCAGAAGAAGAAUGUGUGUGAAGGGAAGGAAGCAUGUUGUUCGUGACGGUUCAUUAAACAGAAGCAGUUCCAUCGUCUGGACAGUGAAUCAUUCUGAGGACAGAACACCAACCAUCCGCUAGUUUGAUGUUUACCAUCGCGGCUCGCAGAGGGCUGCUCUGACGACGUGCUAGCAUUAGGGCUGCCACGAUUAGUCGGUUAAUCACGAUUAUGUCGACUAUUAAAAUAAUCCACGACUAAUUUAAUAGUCCUGUAGAAGUUUUUUUUUUUUUUUUCUCCAAUCUUUGUUUUUGUCUCGAAACUGCCGCGGUACCUUCCACUGCUGCGUCUGCCUCUCUGUGUUUAACACACAUGCAGUCGUGUCAGUCGCGACGACAUGGCCGCCCGGCAGCAGCGGAGCUCCAAAGUGUGAGAGCAUUACAAGAAAACGUCAGAGAAAAGUGCCAUGCAGCAUCAGCAGGACAGAACCUGCCUUCCACGGCAGCACAGCUGCGAUGCAUGAGCAGCCGAAACAGAAGCGCGUCGUGGCUCGGGACAACGAUGAAGAUUGACCGUCGUCUCGAGCUUCACCCCGUCGGAGCGGAUUCUCUCUGCAGCAGAACAUCUGCUCCCAGAGAGAGCAGCCUGUCUCCAACAUGUAGAAAUGCUGACUGUCCUGGCGGUGAACCAGAGCCCUGUGGAGUUUGGGAUUAUGUAGCGUCAGAUUGUAAUAAAGUUGUAUACAGAUUGGUCAUGCCGAGGGACCAGGGACAUCUCAGGGAGGGCGCCCCCUACAGCACGUCCAAGACCGCCAAAGACAAGAGUAACAGCAGCGCCCUGCAGGCGUCUCAGGGAGGACGGCAGCCGGCGCUGCUCCGGGACCGCGACAGGGACUCCGAGAAGGACUCGGGAUACUCAGAGGCCAGCUCCGAUGACCAGCGCAGCAGCCGGAGCAGACCUGUCCGAGAAAAUGGCAAAAACCUGAAUGGCAGGAGCGCGAACGCUGGGCGGAGUCCGUAUGGAGACCCGCCCCCCGUCUACGUCCUCAAAAACCUGGUGGUCAAACCGUCUGCACCGGAGCUCCUCCACGGGUCCCUGGCCUGGACCGGGGGCUGGCACAAGCCCCAGACUCAGCUGCUCCUGAUCCAGCAGCCGGCCGCCUCCGCCCCCCAGUCCUCCGCCCCCACGCCUCCACCUGGCCAGCCCUCGCCGCAGAACCCCCCCAAGAAAGGCGGCGGCUGCAGCAGACAGGGCCACGGCAGCAGGAGCUCCUACCUGCCCAUCCUCAACUCCUACCCUCGCAUCGCCCCCCACCCUCGAAAGGACUCCCAUGAGACCAAGGGGCCCACAUGGGCCAAAGGGGCCAAGGAGAGUGGAGGUGAAGGCCAGAGCCAAAGCAAAAGGGUGUGCACCGAGGAGGAGAAGUGGGACUUGGUGUCAACCACCAGCGACCUGCAGAGCCGGUCUCAGGACCCGGUCCAGAGCAGCGGCGUCCGGUUCUCCAGCGCCGCCCGGCCGCAGAGCUCCGGCCGCGACUGCGUGGGCUCCCCCUCCAUCUCCAGCUCCCAGACGCCGUCACCCCCUUCUCUGUCGGACUCCCCCUCAUCCUCCUCGCCUCCGUCUUCGUCUCUGCCUUCCUCCACGGCCACCAGCCCCCGCCACCCGGCCGGCGGCGGUUCCAGCGCCCGCCACUCGGCCACCGCCGGCUCCAGCGCCCGCCAGCGGCGUUUCCUCAACACGGCCGAGAUCCUGCAGCAGUCGGGGCUGCUGGCCAUCACGCUGCGCACCAAAGAGCUCCUGAAGCAGAACGCCGCCACCGACCGGGAGCUGGCCCAGCUGAGGCAGCACACCCAGCUGCUCUGCCAGGCAGCCUGGGGGGGCCAGGGGGGCCAGGUGGGGCCGGGGGGGCAGCGCUGGAGCAGCAAGACCUCCGACAGCCUGAACAAACUCCUCCAGACCAUGAGCGAGUCGGGUUCCUACCCCGGCUUGGAUGUAGAGGGUCUGAAGGUACUUGGCAGGACUAGAAACCAGGGGGACCAAGGGGACCAGGAGGACCAGGGGGACCAGAGGCGCCGCCACGGACGGACCUCCACCGUCCACAGCAGCUGCCCCUCAGUGGUGACACUACACUAUGUGGAUGACGGAACGUCUCCACCUUCUCCUCUUUUUGCCCCCUCCCCAGACGCCACUGAGCGUCCUCUGGAUCCUCUGGACCCCCCCUCACUGUGUGCGUCCCUCCAGAGACCCCCGUCCAAACAGGAUGGCCCCCCACUGCUGCCAGAGAGCUUAGCUAAGCAGUGAAAGCAGCCGGUGUAGCGUGGCUGACGGUCUGUGGCUGUCUGAUGGUCUUUAGUCACUGACACACUGGAGAGUACAAUAUCUGACCUUUAGUCUGUAACGUGCUGACCUGGGGUCAGCCCGGGGUCACCACUUGACACUGUAGUGGGCUACAUUUUAGAUGAAGAUAGAAAUCUGCAGGUGAGAUUGAAAACAGGUAAAUGUUCUAUGCACAAACUAUGAGGACAUUUAUGAUUUGGUUGAUUGUUUUUUUAAUGCUUCAUCACAAUAAAUAUAAUUCCAUUAG